Molecule: messenger RNA, 852 nt
Organism: Microthlaspi erraticum
Lineage: Eukaryota; Viridiplantae; Streptophyta; Magnoliopsida; Brassicales; Brassicaceae
Source: the annotation of a GenBank genome assembly
AUGUCGCACAACGAUACGAUCCCGCUUUAUCAGUCGUCUCAGUCGGACAUCGACGAGAUUGAGAAUAUGAUGAGCGACAGUUUCCAAUCAGGUCCCGGAACCGUCCUCCCUGCUCGUCCUCCAAGCCCGAUCCGUCCCUCGAUACCGGUUUCUUCAUCGCCGUUCGUCCAAUCGAACCUUCCACCGAUUCCGCCGUCUUCCUCCUCAGCUCCGAAGGUGAUGCCUGUCCCAGUCCCUCCGUCGCUUCCGCCGGCAGGAAAUUUCGGCAGCUCGGAAGGUCCCAAGACCAUCGGAGGGAGCGGAUUCGGACCUCCGCCAAACACAUUGACGGAGCCUGUGUGGGAUACUGUGAAGCGAGAUCUGUCUCGGAUCGUGAGUAAUCUGAAGCUUGUGGUGUUUCCGAAUCCGUAUAGGGAGGAUCCUGGGAAGGCUCUUAGGGAUUGGGAUCUAUGGGGACCGUUUUUCUUCAUUGUGUUCUUGGGGCUUACUCUUUCGUGGUCUGCUUCUGUCAAGAAGUCCGAAGUAUUUGCUGUGGCAUUUGCACUACUUGCAGCUGGGGCAGUGAUCCUCACACUAAAUGUGCUGCUCCUGGGAGGACAUAUAAUAUUUUUCCAAAGCCUAAGCCUUUUGGGUUACUGUCUAUUCCCACUGGACGUUGGAGCAGUGAUCUGCAUGUUGAAGGACAAUGUGAUACUCAAAAUGAUCGUUGUGUGUGUGACUCUUGCCUGGAGCUCUUGGGCCGCUUAUCCGUUCAUGAGCGCCGCCGUGAACCCGAGAAGAAAAGCUCUCGCACUUUACCCGGUCUUCCUCAUGUAUGUCUCUGUCGGCUUCUUGAUCAUUGCCAUUGAUUAA